ACUCUCAAACCGUAUAUUAUAAACUCAUCCAAUACCCCCCCUCUUCUCGUCUCUCCCUUUUCCCCCCAAAUUCCGAUAAAGAACAACCCUAAUUUCUUCUUCUUCGUCAGCGCACAAACCAAUUUUCCCGAUCCAUCCGUCCGAUUUAUCUUCCGUUACAGAUAACUGAACAGGAGAUUAACGAUGGAAUCAUCUUCGUCUUUCAUAACGCCUGAAGAUGUAAUGGGAACACUGAUGAACGAUGGAACUAUUGAUUCCAUGAGGUUGAAGAUCAUUACUCAGCUCAAAGCUAAUGAAGAGCUGAAAAAUACCACCAUAAAGAUGGUUGAGCAAAGCAGAGUUCUGAACACCCCUGGUGCUGAAAAGCAGACCAAACGGGAGCUCUUUGAUGCACUGCGGCAAGAACUUGAGACUUCAGUGCUCGAGAAAGCCUCUAAAUCAGUUUGGGAGCUUAUUUUGGAUAACAAUGGGAUAGGGAAGGAAAUAAGUGAAACUGUUGAACAAGUAUUCUGUCGGUUGAGUGGAAGAGAAGCACCAUUAUUUGUGUCGGAUUUUCGACCUCAACCAGAGAAAGGGAAAGAGCAAAAAGGCAGGGAGAAAGAGGAAAGAAGGGAAACUGGGAAAGAUAGUUCUGAAUCUGCAGCAAAGAAGAGAAAGAUGAAUACAGAAGAGGAGUUUGACGAAGCAGUCUGCAAAUCUAGUGACAAAUCAACCUCAUCAGAUGAUUCAGGCAUAGAUGUGUUGUGCAGGAUGUUAUUUUUCAUUGUUGUUGCUGAAACGAAGCUUGUAUUGAUAGCAAGUAGAAGUUACAACCUCCACAGUAGUACAGUAAAAGAAGGGAAAAUUAAAAGCCGGGGGGUUACUUAGCAGCAACGGAGCAUCGUCUUCAGCAGAGCAGUUAGCAACCUUCAAGCAGAUUACAUUUGCAAGUAUUUAGGUGUGGGUCCAGUAAGCAUGUGGAGGAGUACAUGAGAGUCUGUUUCGAUUACAAGUGAGCGCAACUUUUUGCAGUAGCAAGUUGCAACCCAAGCAUCUGUGCAUGUAGUUCAGCAUAUAUAGUGAUUGCAUGUAUCCAACAACCCCAGUAAAAUCGUGAAUAACACCAGCAGCCCCACCUGUGUGUUUUGUCGAGCGGUAGGUGCUCUGCUUUUUAGUGUUUGAUUGGGAGGAAAGGAGACAGUAAAAUUCAGAAAUUUCAAAUCUUAAGUGUACAUGUGAAGAAGAGGAAAGCAACCAAGUUAGAUUGUUUUUACUCUUGCUUAUACGGCCAUUUUACUGUAAAUCCUAUUCAUGUUGAAUGAAAAUGUGAAUAUCUAUCCUUCUCUUAGC
Capsicum annuum is the source of this 1329-nucleotide messenger RNA. RefSeq lists its product as uncharacterized. The transcript has 6 exons. Bases 184 to 867 code for a protein of 227 amino acids. The record is from RefSeq and is a predicted model, not a curated record. NCBI's taxonomy places the organism in Eukaryota, Viridiplantae, Streptophyta, Magnoliopsida, Solanales, Solanaceae.